AUGACCGUAAUAGAUUGUCUCAAGCAACAGUUUGCUUGUGAUUGGGAAUUUGAACAUUCUACUUCAUCACCAUAUCACAGCCAAUCGAAUGGCAAGGCAGAAUCAGCUGUAAAAAUUGCAAAGAAAUUAGUGAAGAAGUGUAUUUCUAGCAAGACUGAUAUCUGGAAAGCAAUUCUAGAUUGGCGAAACACUCCUACAAAGGAUAUGAAUUGUAGUCCCGCCCAAAGACUGAUGUCUAGGAGGACAAGACAUUCCUUACCAACAGCUGCUGCUCUACUUGAACCAAAUAUCAGCACAAAUACCCAUGAAAAGAUCAUGCGUAUGAGACAACUUUCAAAACAGCAGUAUGACAAACACACUAAGGACCUUCCAGAACUACAGAUUGGACAAAACGUUCGAAUGAAGAAACACCCAAAUGAUAAAUACUGGCAGUUUGGAACAUGUACCCAGUCUCUCGGGAACAGGUCAUACCUCAUCGACUUAAAUGGAAAGUCAUACCGUAGAAACAGAAGAGAGAUGCGCCCAACCAAGGAGGCUCAUGAUGCAGAAAGAACAGAUCCUUUACCCUACAAGCCGGAGGAUGAUCCACUCAUGAUUACAAAUGAACCUCCCCAGUACGAGAGUGUGAAGCAGCCUAUUGCUCCAGAACCACAAACCGCAUUUGGAUCUUCUAGAGAGACUAUCACAUCUCCCGCAAGUGACAAUAAUUGUGCAGUGAAUGCUUCAACUAAAUUGCGUGGCAGCUCAAGAAUUGCCAGAUUACCAUCAAAGUUCAAGGACUUCAUUAUGAAUUAA
This is a messenger RNA of Magallana angulata, 795 nucleotides long. RefSeq lists its product as uncharacterized. Lineage: Eukaryota; Metazoa; Mollusca; Bivalvia; Ostreida; Ostreidae. The transcript has a single exon. The record is from RefSeq and is a predicted model, not a curated record. Gene Ontology annotation, molecular function: nucleic acid binding. The coding region runs from base 1 to 795 and encodes 264 amino acids.